Messenger RNA from Brassica rapa (field mustard), 2724 nucleotides. RefSeq lists its product as uncharacterized. Gene Ontology annotation, molecular function: cysteine-type peptidase activity. Gene Ontology annotation, biological process: proteolysis. Lineage: Eukaryota; Viridiplantae; Streptophyta; Magnoliopsida; Brassicales; Brassicaceae. The record is from RefSeq and is a predicted model, not a curated record.
AUGGUGUGUGCACGCCUUAUUGAUUGUCCAGACUCACCGGAAGAGGAAGAAAUGGGGCCGAUUCCGGAUAUGUUGUUUGCAGGCGGCGAGGAACCAGUCGGUGUUCGUGUGUUGACAUAUCAAUCAUCUAGUGCUUUGAAAAGAAUUUUUAAUGCGUUAGAGGAAGAAGAGGUUGAUAUUAUUAGGCGAUCUUCUUUUGGAAAAUUGAUAGAGAUUGCAGAGAAACCAGUUUUUUCUGGUAGAUUUGCUCGAUAUAUGCUAUCGAGGCAACUGAAAACGAAGAAGAAACAUGAAGUCUGGUUCCGAUGUGCUGGGAAACCUGUUAGGUUUUCUCUAAGAGAGUUUGCGAUUGUAACCGGAUUACCAUGCGGUAAAUUUCCGAAGAAGUCGAAAAUGAAGCUUAAGAAAACCAUUUCCGAAAGGCCGUAUUGGCCAUCUUUAUUUGGAAAAGUCGAGGUCGGGACAGUCUCAUCUAUCAUGAAGAUGCUCUAUCGGAAAACAGUCAAGGACAGGGAAAUCCGGAUCAAAUAUGCUUGCCUGGCACUUCUUGAGUCUGUGCUCCACCCAACUAGUCUUAACAUGAAGAUAUCCACAGAGCAUGCUGAAGCAAUUGGAGAUCUUGAAGAAUUUUUUUCUUAUCCUUGGGAGAGACUAUCAUUCGAUAUGCUGAUGUGUAGUAUCAAAGAGAGAGAUGAGGUAGGUUUGUCCCAAAAUACAAUUGCUGUUAAGGGAUUUGUGUUAGAUCUCCAGCUUGUUAUGCUCGAAGAUGUGCCUUCGUUGACAGAGGGGGUGCAAGAGAUUGGUUCCUCUUCUGAGUCAGAUAGCGACGAAAUAGAAGGAAACGGGCGUGAUAUAUUUACUAAGAAACAAAACCUUAACCCCGCCCACGCCCGAAAUGUAGACAAGAGAGGCAAUGUGUAUGUUUGUAGCAUCCUAUGUGAGGACUCUACCCGUCCGAUUGAUGAAGGUAGCUGCGAGUGGUCCGACGAAGAGGAAGAUUCCAAAGUUGACAACCUCGUUGCGCUUAUCAACGCAAACCAUGAGUUCCAAACUUCUCAAUUUCGUGGAGAAGUUAGGAAGAGUGAUGUCGAUCGUAUGCGACAAAGGAGUAAAUUAACUUCUAAGGGAAGGAAAUCAUCAAAUGUCCAGUCCAAUUGUGAAAGGAUUGAUCCGGGUAAUGUUGCUGCCCUUGUGAUAGAGAAAAUAACACCUCAGUUAGCUAUCAUGGAUAAGAACAUUAAUUCGGCAUGUGCAAUGGUUGAUGCAAUUGAGGGCAAAGUUGUCGUACACGUUGAUGAUUUGUUUGUUAAGUUGAAGGAAGAAAUGAUUAAAUGUGUUAAGGAUAUGGUUUCCGCUAUGGUGAAAGAUGUAUUCGAAGCGCAGAAUGGCCCAUCAAAUAUUCCAUCAGCUGCUCCGCCCGAAGCAGCAGCUCUUUCUACUCAUUCAACUCCUGCACGUGAUCUUAAUGCAAAUACAAUCGAAAACGUUCUAAGAAACUUAAGUGACUACUCUACGCCUCCACGAUCGAAACAUAUGACGCAGGUGAAUUUGCCAUCAACGAACAAAGAUGAUGUGGCAACCGGGUUUGUAUGUGUUACUCCAGAACCAGAGACCUGUGCACAAUCAGCUAAUAGCGAGAAUCGGACACGGCAAAUUUCGUUACAGCAACGUUUGGAGGCACAUAAGAGGCAAGAACACAACAUAACGGACGAACCGUCGUUCUCCCUGGGUUUAACUCAGGAAGAGAUGAAUCAGGGGCAGCUAAAUAUGGUGCCUGCAGAGGUUCCUCUACGUAAGACAACUUCUGAGAUGAACGUUGAUGACAAUAUAGCGGAAGGACAAGUUUCACGGAAAAGUAAGAGGCAGAGGACGGUUCCAUCCACACUUGUUGAUGAUUACCAAUGUGGACGUCAUAUAAUGACGCGGGUUAGGGAAUCUCAGAAGUUUGUAUUUCCAUUGGAUAGUAUAUCUGAGAUGGAAAGGAAGUAUGUGCAGUUGUCUACCAAACUGAACGACAAGUUCACGGUGAACGUUGCUGGACUUUUUGCUAGUGGAAAAGACAUUCGUCUUAUUCUAGAGAGGUCACGGUUUAUGUCAGCAAAGGUUAUAGAUAUUCUAAUCCGAGUUGUACGUCGGUCGACCCUUCUACACCUUUCUGAAGAAGGUCGAUCUUCUGUUGCAUUACUUGAUACCAAGUUUGUAGCUGCAAUAAACAAGACUUAUCCAAAGUUUGUAAAGAGUAGAAACAAAGAGGGUUACAUGUUUCCAAAAGGAUUGCGGGAUAUUUUUCCUUCGGCUAAUGACGCAGCGGUGCAUCCGACAAGGUAUUACUUUCCAUGCAAUCUUGGGAACAAACAUUGGGUUGGCAUAUGUUUUGAUGCUGGAAUUGGGGUUAUCACUGUUCUCGAUUGCAAUAUAUCACUGUAUAAGGAGAGGUCGUUGGAGACGGAUUUAAAACCCAUCGUGCAGAUGUUACCUUAUCUCGCUAGAUUUGCCUGUCAACCUAUAGGAGAUGACAAUGUUAUUCAGUGUUACGAUGUUGCUAGGCCAAAGUUUGUCUCACAAAAUAAAAAUCCAUCGGAUUCUGGAUUGAUGGUUGUGCUUUUAAUGGCCAACCACGCUGUGUAUGGUACUGAAGCGUGUAAAAAUAUCAGCCAUGAACGUCUUGAAGCAGAAGGGAGGCGUGCAGCGAUAUGGGUGUACGAGUUCAAGGACGAGCUUUAG